Messenger RNA from Epinephelus moara (kelp grouper), 1081 nucleotides. It is a transcript of the gene naa60, whose product is annotated as N-acetyltransferase 15 (GCN5-related, putative). The record is from RefSeq and is a predicted model, not a curated record. NCBI's taxonomy places the organism in Eukaryota, Metazoa, Chordata, Actinopteri, Perciformes, Serranidae. The coding region runs from base 209 to 937 and encodes 242 amino acids. Gene Ontology annotation, biological process: N-terminal peptidyl-methionine acetylation. Gene Ontology annotation, molecular function: protein-N-terminal amino-acid acetyltransferase activity; histone acetyltransferase activity. Gene Ontology annotation, cellular component: Golgi membrane. The transcript is spliced from 7 exons.
CAUCCAGCUGUUAUCUAAGCAGGCAGAGCUCUGGCUAGCGUUAGCAGCCUGUGUAGCGUCGGUACAGUGAUGAAACGGCCCUGAGAGUCGGGAAUAAACCGGUGUGUUACCAUGCUGUGUCCGGCGUAGUGUCUGUGUGUCGAGAGAAACCCGCGGAAUAUAUUUCCCCUCGACUUUCCUCCGGCCCGAGUGUUGAAACAAGGUGUGAAUGAGUGACGUGGUGCCUCCCACAGCUCUCAGUGAAGUCCAGCUCCGCUUCCUCUGCCACGAUGACAUAGAGAAUGUCAAGCUGCUCUGUGGUGAUUGGUUCCCAAUCGAGUACCCGGACUCAUGGUAUCAGGACAUCACCUCCAACAAGAAGUUCUUCUCCCUCGCUGCCACCUUCAGAGGAGGCAUCGUGGGAAUGAUUGUGGCCGAGAUCAAAGGCCGGACCAAAGUACACAAAGAGGAUGGAGACAUCCUGGCCUCCAGUUUCCCUGUGGACACACAGGUAGCCUACAUCCUGAGCCUGGGAGUGGUCAAAGAGUUCAGGAAACAUGGCAUAGGCUCCCUACUGCUGGACAGUUUGAAGGAGCACAUCUCAACGACAGCCCAGGACCACUGUAAGGCGAUCUACCUGCACGUCCUCACCACCAACAACACUGCCAUCCACUUCUAUGAGAACAGGGACUUCAGGCAGCACCACUACCUGCCCUACUACUACUCCAUACGAGGCGUCCUCAAAGAUGGAUUCACAUACGUGCUCUAUAUCAACGGGGGCCACCCACCCUGGACAAUAUUUGACUAUAUCCAGCACAUCGGUUCAACCCUGGCCAGCCUGAGCCCCUGCUCCAUCCCUCAGAGGCUGUACCGACAGGCCCAGUCCCUGCUGCGCUCUCUGCUGCCCUGGUCCAACAUCGCCUCCAAGACCGGCAUACAGUACAGCAGAACAAUGUGACAUGGAGCUCAGCUGUUUCUCAUCAGUCUUCCCCUGUACACACCAAGAUGUACGCGCACACUCACAUUCUCAAUCUCGUACGGCUUUCCACACGCCUGUGUUUGACACAGGACUCAGGUUCAACCUGCGUUUGACCGUUCACUU